Aspergillus versicolor CBS 583.65 is the source of this 2160-nucleotide messenger RNA. RefSeq names its product putative peroxisomal membrane protein Pex17 (gene pex8). The record is from RefSeq and is a predicted model, not a curated record. The transcript has 4 exons. Bases 1 to 2160 code for a protein of 719 amino acids. Lineage: Eukaryota; Fungi; Ascomycota; Eurotiomycetes; Eurotiales; Aspergillaceae.
AUGGCAACGGAGCGCUCACUGGGCGCUUUACUGCGUUCCCUUCAAUCUCCCUCCGACACUCACGAUGGCCUAAGCUUGCUCCCGACCGCAACAAGCCUCCUUGCAGUUCUCAAGAAUCCUCUGAAUAUAACUCUACUCGCCUCGCAACUGCUAACUUCUCCGGCAAUAUGGAACCAAGCCGUCGAUCUCCACACCUGCCGGCGGAUUAUCAGCGUCUUCAACACGGCUGCCAUGGCAAUUCUCCAGAGCGAGGAAUCGGAAGACCCGCGAAUACCCUGGGGCGGACCGGGACCUAGAAAGCUGGAUCGUGAGGAAUGGGUCAAGGCGGUUGUCAGUGGUGCUGAUGAGAAGUCGCCGAGAUGGAGGCAUCUGCUUCUAAUUGGCGGCGUUCUCCUGGGGUUUGAAGGCCAGGAUAGACAGGGCCUACCAUGGAACGUUCGGAAGAAGCUAGAGGCUGCUCUUGUUACGGCAGCGCAGCUCGCUUUGGAGGAGCUGGACCCCCAUGACGGCGUAGAUGGUCGUUGCGUCACCAUGGUUCUGAAUUAUUCGUUUGAACUCCUAUCGGACCUCGAGAGGAGCAGACUCGACUAUGAUCGACUGCUGCCAGUCAUGGUCCAGACGGUAUAUUUCUCGCCGGAAGGAUUUGAAGGAGCAUAUUUUCUCGGCAGUGUCGACCAAGAUAUCGUCCAAAUGCCCUCGAAGCGAUUUGCAUGGCCACCGCAGUCUACUACAGUCCAGCGAGUAAUGGCUAUCUCUUCAAGCCCUCUUAUUUCGGCGUUGGGCCCGCUUUCCAGGCUCAUUGCCCAUGCGGUGGAAAAUGUCCGGGAUCCUAGGUUAGUGGCGCGAUCUGUCGACCAGCUUGAGGACUUUGUUCGGACUUUGGCCGUGCAGUGGCGGCAGAACAAGCUAUCAGAGGUUGAUAAGGCCGAAGAGGUUGAAUUCCUCGAACCAGAUUCCCUCAGGGAAACAAUACCGAGCUUGUGGAAGCUGCUCCGCAACUGUCUGUAUUCCGCGGUCAUUAUUCUUCGUGCUGUCUUUGGGCGGGUAAUUAACGACCGAGGACUAGCAUCGGACAAGAUUGCACCUUUUAUCUCAAUGCAGGCUCUCCACAUUCUCCGCAAUCUAUAUUUCAUCUCCUCUCGAGUUGGCCCGAACUCCUCAUCCCAACAUACAUUCGUGACAUUGGCAGCCGUGGACAUUCUGGCCCAUUAUCCUGCCUUGACCGAGAAUUUCCUCAAGAGCAUCAAACCAACCGGGAUUGGCCACAUUCCCGCUCAUCCCCUUGAUCGAUGCCUUGAUUUAUUCUUCCUGAAUACCUCGGAGCUUUUCACAACAGUCGUGUCGCCCACUUUCAGUGAAGACUUACUUAUACAAGCGGCGAUGCCCUACCUCGCAGCAGGCGGGAAUAACCACCUUCUCGAAAUAUUCGAGGCUGCACACAGUUUAGCCCUUGCUGUAUUCGCGAUCCCCAAUAACGCGGCCGUGGCCGCCAAACAUCUUCCGUUUUACAUAGAUAACCUCUUCUCUGUAAGUCAUUUAUCGUCAUCCCACGUUGACGCUUAUCGAAACUCUUCACAGGUUUUCCCUAACAACCUUUCCGGCCGCCAAUUCCGCCUCGCCUUCAAGACCGUCCUCCAAGUCACUGCACCUCCAUCUCCCAUCGCAAACCGCCAACCUCUCCUUCCCUCAAUCCUCCUCGAAGUCCUCUACGACAGAGCACUUAACAACGCCUCCACUGACGCACUCCCACCUUCCUCUCAGCCAUCGAACUCGCCCGACCCCGACAUGGCCAAGGAAGUCCCAGUCCUACUCUCCGAACAAGCAACCCUAACUCUGGCGCUCAUCGACAGUCUAUGCUUCCUCCGCGUCGAAGACCUAGAAGAGUGGCUACCGCUAACCGCAAAUUUAAUAAAUGCUAUCUCUGCGCCAGGGAUGCGGAUGACCUGUGUGGAGCGAUUCUGGGAUACCUUGAGUAACGGGGAAAUGGAUGUCGACAGGGCGCAUUACUGUGUUACAUGGUGGAGUACAAAGGGUGGAAGGGAGAUGAUUUUGUUGGGGCUUGAGAAUAAUGCAGUUGCGCAGGCCGAUGAACAGGCCGGGGGUCAGGGAGCUUAUAUGAGUGGGGCAGUUGGAGGAGUCGCUCCUGAGAGUAAACUCUAG